AUGUGGACCGCUACCGCUACUGUCAUCACUUCUUUCCUCUUCCAUUUCUGUUUAAUUUCCCUUUCAUCUGCCACUACUGAGUGGUGGGGUGAUCUGAGGGCACAUCUCAACCCUGAUAGAUCCCCAGCUUUCUACGAUGUAACGUAUGAUGAAACUGCUGCUGAGUGUCCUCAAGGUCUGCGUUCCGAUGCUAUACCCGAAUAUGUCUACUUUGGAAUUAUGGUGGCUACAAUGACUGUUAACGAACAUGAGGAAUGCUUAAGAAAAUGUGCUGAGAAGCCUCGUUGCAAAGCUGUCAAUUAUUUCCAUCCAUUUGCUUAUCAAGAGAAAGGGUUCUGUGAAUUACUCUCAGAAACUCAGCACGAUAACCCAAGAUUGAUGCGACCUUUCCGUAAAGCCACAUAUUACGAGAACAUUCGCUGCAAAGAAGAAGACGACGUCGAAGAUACUGACGAAAGCAUCUCUGAACAACCAAUCGAUGUGCGCGAGAGAAAGGAAGAAAUGUCAACCCUUCUCAAGAAACUAUCAACCAAAACAACGAAUCUCAAUUCUGGAUUCAGAGCAGCAUAA
This is a messenger RNA of Auanema sp. JU1783, 570 nucleotides long. Lineage: Eukaryota; Metazoa; Nematoda; Chromadorea; Rhabditida; Rhabditidae. The record is from the annotation of a GenBank genome assembly.